AUGUCGGCCUCGGCGGCGAGAGUGAGUGAAAAGGAGCUGAACUCGAACCAAGACGGAGCAGACAAAACCUCCGAGGAAGAGCUAAAGGACAUUAUAGGACGCCUUGAGGAAGUUCAACGGGAACUGGAUAGGCUGAAUGAACGGGCCAGCGAGGAGACCUUAAAAGUAGAACGAAAGUGCGAUAAACCCCGUCGGCCGUUCUUUCAGAAGUGGUCAGAACUGAUCGCCAAAAUCCCAAACCUUCUCAACCAUCCAGCAGUAUCUGCCCUACUGAGGGUGGAAGACGAGGAGGCACUUGAUUACCUGAGCCGAGUGGAGGUGACAGAGUUUGAAGACAUCAAGUCAGGCUACAGAAUAGAUUUUUAUUUUGAUGGAAAUCCGUACUUCGAAAACAAAGUACUUUCCAAAGAGUUUGAUCUGAACGAGAGCGGAGACCCAUCUUCAAAGUCAACAGAGAUCAAAUGGAAAUCGGGACGGGAUCUGACCAAGCGCUCCAGCCAGACACAAAACAAAGUGGGGAGGAAGAGGCGACAUGAAGAACCGGAGAGCUUCUUCACCUGGUUCACUGACCGCGCUGAUGCUGAGGCUGGAAAGCUGGGAGAAGCCAUUAAGGAGGAUGACAUCUGGCAAAACCCUCUGCUGUACUUGUGUUCUGACACGGAUGAUGAAGAGGGCGAAGGUGAGGAUGAUGAUGAUGAUGAUGAUGAUGAUGCGAGACUGAGGGCCCCCCACAACAACCCCAGCUAG
This is a messenger RNA of Lampris incognitus (smalleye Pacific opah), 747 nucleotides long. RefSeq names its product protein SET-like. Gene Ontology annotation, cellular component: nucleus; chromatin. Gene Ontology annotation, biological process: nucleosome assembly. The record is from RefSeq and is a predicted model, not a curated record. Gene Ontology annotation, molecular function: histone binding; chromatin binding. Bases 1 to 747 code for a protein of 248 amino acids. The transcript has 2 exons. Lineage: Eukaryota; Metazoa; Chordata; Actinopteri; Lampriformes; Lampridae.